Messenger RNA from Caenorhabditis sp. 36 PRJEB53466, 381 nucleotides. The record is from the annotation of a GenBank genome assembly. Lineage: Eukaryota; Metazoa; Nematoda; Chromadorea; Rhabditida; Rhabditidae.
AUGUCCAUGACGUUGAAGAUGAAGAAGAUGUGGAGAGAGGAGAUCUCUGUGAUCAUGAUCAGCCAACUCAUCACUUCCAACGACGAAAUGUUGAUGAGAAUCGCGGCGAAGCGACUGACGACGGAGAAGUACUCGGACAAGAUGCUCAUGAAACACAACAUCCUCAUGCUCGUCGUCGAUCACUUUCCCAACGAACUGACCGCCAAAGUGAUGAAUCAUUACAUGGAACCGAUCUGGGAGGAGACGCAUCAGAACGGAUACGUUGGCGACGACGAAGGAGAAGAGGAGCAGAAGGAGAAUGUGGUCCCAGUGGUCGAAGUGAAGGAGCCGAAGAAGCGGAAGGACCGGCAGAGAAAGAGACACGUCUACGCACCGUACUAA